Ailuropoda melanoleuca (giant panda) is the source of this 2762-nucleotide messenger RNA. RefSeq names its product calmodulin like 4 (gene CALML4). Gene Ontology annotation, cellular component: myosin II complex. Gene Ontology annotation, molecular function: calcium ion binding. Lineage: Eukaryota; Metazoa; Chordata; Mammalia; Carnivora; Ursidae. The record is from RefSeq and is a predicted model, not a curated record.
GAUUCUCUCUCCCUCCUCUCCUCCCAGCUCCAGUGCGUGCUCGCUCACUCGCUCUGUCUCUCUCUCUAAAAUAAAUAAAUCUUUAAAAACUCCGGUAUGAAAGUGAAUGUUUAGAAUGGAAAAGAAAUCACAGCAAAUUAUUAGAGUCUUGGAGAUUUCGUGUCCCUCUUGACUGAGACCUCUUUGGGCAAUUGACUGGAAACGUUUCCCUAGAAAUACGUCUCAACUGCAACCUUGCUUCACUCCGUUUAGCUAACUGGAGGCCAGCGUUUCUCAAAGUGUGGCCCUGACUGGCAGCAUCAGGGUGGCAGAAGGAAAUUCUUGUCCCAUUCUAGCUGCUGAGUCAGUUAGUGAACGAAGUCUCGGCCCCCAGGUUGUCGGAGGGGUUUCUAUUUUUCAUGCCGAGUUGAAGUGUAGCCCACACAGCCCAGGGAAGUGUGCAGCUCGGUGGAGUUUUGUAGUGACCCCUCGUUCAGCCACCCUCCCCAAGCAGGGGAUUUCGGUCACACACUGAUUGACCUAGACCCAGGAAAAUGUCUUGUCUCCCCCAUGAGCCCCUUCCUGAACACAGGGUAAUUCCAAGCAAGUGUUCUGGCCUGGUCUGGCCCCUGUAGGCCUCAGCUCUGCGCCCUGGCCCCUGGCCUCCAGGGCCCCACCUGACUUUGCCUCUCUUCUCCCCACAAGGCUGUUAGCAGAAGCUCCCUCCUAGUCUUCCUCCGGCAUCCCGCCCGUCUUUUCCCUUCUCAGCCCCAACAGAGAGGAGUCAAAUCCUCCAGCUGAAAUGCUUGGGGCUGAGAAACAAACGCGAAGAGGUGACACAGGAGAUAUCAUUUGGGGGAAGAGAGAAUGUUCCAUGUGGAGGUGGUCAGGAGAGGAGGGAGGGAGAGCAGACCGAGGGCAGGCCCCCUGUCCGCGUUGCGCACACGAGCAAGAGGUCCCCGUUCCUGCAGGCCCAUGAGCCCGUCACCAGGACCCAGGCAUCUCCUGGGCUGGGGGCCCUUGUGCGGAGGACGGCCCGUGCGGCCCUCCGUGCCAGUCCCGACAAGGCGGGGGGUGCCCUGGAGUUGGAGACCCGCAGGCGGGGCCGGCAGCUGUGGGGGAGAGGAAGGGUGAGACCCAGCUGUGCCCAGUGCAGCAGCCCUAGGGAACCACUCCACUUCUGGGCGAGGAGAUGGGGACCCUCAGCAGCUUCUGUCGAAGGAGGGGGAGCCCUGGGGGGCAGAAGAGGGAAAUGAAGAAGAGGAGGCUUCCUGGCUGGGGAGAGUCACCUAAGAAGCCUCCCUGUGAGUCCCCAGGGUAGCUUGGGGUGGGGCCUGGGACCCUAGUGCAGGCACCACCCCACCCCUACCCUCAGGUGCCCCGGAAGGAAGGAAGUGGAGAACCGAUUGUGCAUGGGCCCUUUGAUUUUCUCCACAGCCCUGUGAUGAUGCCCGGGACAGAAACUGAGGCACAGCUCAAUGAAAUGACUCGCUGAGGUCGCUCAGCAGAUGGACCUGACGGAAGGAUGUGAAUCCAGCCCAAGAGCGCGGGGCCUGGGCCUGUUCUCCAGCCUGCAUCCAAGGCCUUGGCCGUGGGGGCGCCCACCGCGGGGCUGGAGCAUCGUGGCAGGGGUUCCUUCCCGACCACAGGACGUUGUGGGAUGGGUCUUCUGGAAGAUAGAGAGCAAAGAACACCACACCUAGAAGGGGUUGUCAGCCCCCAGCCUAGUCCCAGGGCAGAGAAAGGAAAGAUCCCCCCGAGGGGUCCCCUUGCUGGGUAUCACCGACCCCCCCCACCCCGCCCCGUCCACGGAGGACCCCCCAGGAAGGAACCGCGGCCUGUGUCCAUUAGCUAGAGAGCACCAGCUUCCCGCCGCAGGACGCGUCCUGGGGGAGCCCUUCCGCAGCCCCAGUGACUCACACGAACCCCGCCGCCCCGCGCGGACGGCGCUCGGAGCUGGAAUCUGACCCCGGGCGGGCGGCGCCGGCCUGGUCUCCAUGGCAGCCGCAGAUCUACUCCCGGGGCCUCCACCCGCCCCGGCGGACUUUCGACUUGAAGCCGGGAGAAAGGAGAGCGAGCGGGCAGCUGUGGGAGCCUCCAGCCCACAGCCGACAGCCCGAGGCCCCAGGAUGGCCAACUUUCUUUCCCAGGACCAAAUUAAUGAGUACAAGGAAUGCUUCUCCCUGUAUGACAAGGAGCAGCGGGGGAAGAUAAAAGCCGCUGACCUCAUGGUGGUGAUGAGGUGCCUGGGCGCCAGCCCAACACCAGGGGAGGUGCAGCGGCACCUGCAGAUUCACGGGAUCGACAGAGAUGGAGAGCUGGAUUUCUCCACUUUCCUGACCAUUAUGCACGCGCAAAUAAAACAAGAAGAUCCAAAGAAAGAAAUUCUUUUGGCCAUGUUGAUGGCAGACAAGGAGAAGAAAGGCUACAUCAUGGCGUCUGAGCUGCGGUCCAAACUCAUGAAACUGGGGGAGAAGCUCACCCACAAGGAAGUGGAUGAUAUUUUCAGGGAAGCAAAUAUCGAACCAAAUGGCAAAGUGAAGUACGAUGAAUUUAUCCACAAGAUCACCGUUCCUGCGGGGGACUACUGAAUGAAAGACAGCCUCCCCUGGACCUGAAAACUCAGGCCGAGAUGUUUUUAACAACAGAAGUGUUCUUUCACCCUGGGUGGGAUGGUACACGCAGCAGCAAGAGGACGUAGCCUGACGGCAGCAGGGGGUAACUUAGCAGGUACACGGGAUGGUUUCAGCCUGGCAUUAGCCUGUCUUUAAUAAAAGAUUUGU